Molecule: messenger RNA, 1286 nt
Organism: Epinephelus fuscoguttatus (brown-marbled grouper)
Lineage: Eukaryota; Metazoa; Chordata; Actinopteri; Perciformes; Serranidae
Product: prostate stem cell antigen-like
Exons: 3
Coding region: 279-662 (127 amino acids)
Source: RefSeq, a predicted model, not a curated record
AUGGGAUUCAAGACAAGACAGAAGACAAGAAGAAGAGUGAUAUACGGAGGAACAAACUCGAGGGUGACCUAAGGACGCUGACAAUUCAAACUACAUUUGAGGAGGUGCAUCUUUGCGACUUCAAAGACGAAGACAAAUUUAAUUUAGGAAUGACACUGUGGGACGUAACGGAUCAGCAGUUAGUUUGAUAAGAGAGCCGUAACGUCCCACGAGAGGAUUAUUUGGACGUGCCUGAAUAGUUAACCAAAACAAUUUUAGGACUUCUUACUGGAAGCGUCAUGUCUCCUUCACAACUUGGGAUUGUCCUCCUGUGUUGUCUACCUUUGGCAGCAUGUUUGCGCUGUUACACCUGUUUGUUUCCAGCCAUCUCUCCUAUGGACUGCUUUAAGUUUCCUCAGGAGUGUCCAGCUGGACAGCGCUGCCUGUCCAGUACUGCAACAGGGAGACGGGGCGCUCUACAAGUGACGAUGUACGAGAAGAGCUGUGCCGUACCGUCCCAGUGUGGUGUGAGUGGACAGAAAUACGCCUCAGGGCUCUACUUCAAUUACACCAACAUCUGCUGUGACACAGACCUGUGUAACGGGGCUGGGUCCUUUGCUGCCCUCAGCUGGGAAGGAGCAGCUCUCUGCCUGCUGCCUGCGCUCUCUCUGCUGCUGGCCUGAACAGCAGAGGUGGUGGGGGGCGGAGGUUUGGAUGGGUUUCAGAGGUUAAAAUCAGAUUUUUUUUCUACCCAUAGUAUCUACAUAUCUCCUUAAAAGUAACAAAAAUAAAUCAAUGACUAAACAUAUAAAAAUAAAUAGAUGACAGCUGUGUGACGUGAUGUACAAUAACAAUCUGUAAAUACUAAAAUACACUGUCAGUAAAAUAAGAAACCAGUACCAAAAUAUACAAUAUUGACAAAAAUUCUCACCUCAAGGUCCACUGAGUGGCUGUUCUGGAGCUUUCAAUCACAUAUCUACUCAGUUUUGUGUUUCAAUCACAUUUAAAAAGACUUCUGGGCCCUUUGACGACUUCUGUUCCAUUAAAAAGUUGGUUUAUAGUUCAUUCUUGACUUUGGAAACAGCAACUCACAAAACAAUCUCACCUCGAGGUCCUUUUAGUUGCUGCUCUAGAGCUUUUAAUCAUAAAGCAUGAUCUUCUUCAACAAAUUGAUACCUGUUGAAGACUGGUCAGCAAAGUUAUUACAGGUAACUAAGACUAAAGUAAAAACUACAACUAGAUGUGAAAAACAUUUUAUCGAACUGAAAUAAAAAUAAAACUAGGCUAAAAAAAAAAUAAAAUUAUAU